AGGCCACAGCCUUGGCAGAGUUGCAGGGGAAGUACCAGAAGCUGGCUCAGGAGUACUCGAAGCAUUUUAGGCGAGAAUUAUGAGGAAGUAUACCGUAGCCUCCACCAUGAAGAACAGUUUAAGUUGGCAGAUGGGAGAUGAGUACAGAAAUCAUACAUAACUUGUUUCUUCAUCUGUGAAAUAGAAAUGAUUAUAGAACCUACUCCAGAGAGCUGUGAGAAUUAAAUGGAAAGCACUUAGGAUGAUGCUGGUAUGUAAUGAACAUUCAAAUCUUCGGGCUCAGAACCAGGUCCUGAAAAAGGGUGUUGUGGAUGAACAAGCAAACUCUGCUGCUUUAAAGGAACAACUGAAAAUGAAGGAUCAGUCACUGAGAAAACUACAGCAGGAAAUGGACAGUUUAACAUUUCGAAAUCUGCAGCUUGCCAAGAGGGUAGAACUGCUUCAAGAUGAGCUAGCUCUAAGUGAACCCCGAGGCAAGAAAAACAAGAAAAGUGGAGAGUCUUCUUCUCAGUUGAGUCAAGAGCAGAAGAGUGUCUUUGAUGAAGAUCUGCAAAAGAAGAUAGAGGAGAAUGAACGGUUGCAUAUACAAUUUUUUGAAGCUGACGAGCAGCACAAGCAUGUGGAAGCAGAGCUGAGGAGUCGGCUGGCUACUCUGGAGACAGAAGCAGCCCAGCACCAAGCUGUGGUUGAUGGCCUGACACGGAAGUACAUGGAAACCAUUGAGAAACUGCAGAACGACAAGGCCAAACUUGAAGUAAAAUCUCAGACUUUAGAAAAGGAGGCCAAGGAUUGUCGACUUCGAACAGAAGAAUGCCAAUUACAGUUAAAGAAUCUUCAUGAAGAUUUGUCAGGUAGAUUAGAGGAAUCCUUGUCAAUCAUCAGCGAAAAAGUACCUUUUAAUGAUACAAAAUAUAGUCGGUAUAACGCUCUGAAUGUUCCACUCCACAAUAGAAGACAUCAGCUGAAAAUGCGGGAUAUUGCUGGGCAGGCCCUUGGUUUUGUUCAAGAUCUCGUGACUGCACUUCUGAACUUUCACACCUAUACAGAACAGAGGAUUCAGAUUUUUCCUGUUGAUUCUGCCAUAGAUACUAUAUCUCCAUUAAAUCAGAAGUUCUCACAGUACCUUCAUGAAAAUGCUUCCUAUGUCCGCCCUCUUGAGGAAGGAAUGCUUCAUUUAUUUGAAAGUAUUACUGAGGAUACUGUGACUGUCCUGGAAACAACUGUGAAAUUGAAAACUUUUUCAGAACAUUUAACCUCCUACAUGUGUUUUCUUAGGAAGAUUCUUCCUUAUCAGUUAAAAAGUUUAGAAGAAGAAUGUGAAUCUUCUCUUUGCACAUCUGCAUUAAGAGCCAGGAAUCUAGAGCUGUCCCAAGACAUGAAAAAGAUGACAGCUGUGUUUGAGAAGCUGCAGACUUAUGUUGCUCUUCUUGCCUUGCCAAGUACAGAGCCCGAUGGACUCCUUCGAACAAACUACAGUUCUGUCUUAACAAAUGUUGGUGCUGCUCUGCAUGGAUUUCAUGAUGUCAUGAAAGAUAUUUCCAAGCAUUAUAGUCAGAAAGCAACAAUAGAGCAUGAACUUCCAACAGCAACACAGAAACUAGUAACAACUAAUGACUGUAUCCUAUCAUCAGUAGUGGCAUUAACAAAUGGAGCAGGAAAGAUUGCGUCUUUCUUCAGCAACAAUGUAGACUACUUCAUUGCUUCACUGAGCUACGGCCCUAAGGCAGCAAGUGGAUUCAUUAGUCCUCUUUCAGCAGAAUGCAUGCUGCAGUACAAGAAAAAAGCUGCUGCCUAUAUCAAGGCUUUGAGAAAGCCCCUUCUGGAGUCUGUGCCUUAUGAAGAAGCAUUGGCAAACCGUCGGGUCCUUCUUAGCUCUACUGAAAGUCGAGAAGGCCUUGCACAGCAGGUUCACCAGAGUUUGGAAAAGAUUUCUAAAUUGGAGCAGGAAAAAGAGCAUUGGAUGUUGGAAGCACAGUUAGCCAAAAUCAAGCUAGAGAAAGAAAACCAGCGGAUUGCAGAUAAGCUGAAGAGUACAAGUAGUGGGCAGUUGGCUGGGCUGGCCCAGGAAAGUGCUGCCUCGUUGAAUGCUUCUGGCCAGGAUGAAGCCUCAAGCAAGGCCACUCCGGAGCCCAUUCAGAGCACCAGUCUGAUUGGGAUUUUAACCAGGACAUCCGAUAGUGAGGUUCCAGAUGUGGAAUCUCGUGAAGACUUAAUUAAAAAUCACUACAUGGCAAGGAUAGUAGAACUUACAUCUCAACUGCAGCUGGCUGACAGUAAGUCGGUGCAUUUUUAUGCUGAGUGCCGGGCACUCUCAAAAAGGCUGGCAUUAGCUGAAAAGUCUAAGGAGUCGUUGGCAGAAGAGAUGAAACUUGCCAGUCAGAACAUCAGCAGACUUCAGGAUGAACUGACAACUACCAAGAGGAGUUAUGAGGAUCAGUUAAGUAUGAUGAGUGAUCACCUGUGCAGCAUGAAUGAGACGUUGUCCAAACAGAGAGAGGAGAUCGACACACUAAAGAUGUCCAGUAAGGGAAAUUCUAAAAAGAACAAGAGUCGAUAGCUUUCAAGUAGCUGGUUGGCGACUGUUCUUUACAGAGCUGCUACUGCUGCAUAGAGCUGCAGGGCCAGGGGUGAGACUCCAGUCCAGCGCCGGCGGCCUUCAGGAAGCUGAAAUGUUGUUGGACCUAGUAAACUAGUGGUGUUGUAAAUGGCCUUGAAACAUUUAAAAUAUAUUUGUAGCCAGUAAGACAAAUAAGGAAUUUUAUGUUGACAGUAAAAUGGAAAACAGUACACAUAUACCAUGGAUAUUGUAGGUUUCCUUAUGCUGUUUUUACUGUGUACUUUUUAAGGUUAGGUUUUAAUUUCAGUAUGUAAGAACAACAAAUAUUUUG
Molecule: messenger RNA, 2888 nt
Organism: Tupaia belangeri chinensis (Chinese tree shrew)
Lineage: Eukaryota; Metazoa; Chordata; Mammalia; Scandentia; Tupaiidae
Gene: PPP1R21
Product: protein phosphatase 1 regulatory subunit 21
Exons: 24
Coding region: 242-2557 (771 amino acids)
Cellular component (GO): early endosome; membrane
Source: RefSeq, a predicted model, not a curated record